UGGCAGACAAAACCUACAUUCUGAGUUAGUAUUCGCCUAUACUAUUCUCCUCAUAACCCUACCCCCGUUCACCUGCAAAGGCCUCAGCACACCAUGGCUCAGCCUCCCAGACAAGACCCAGCCCUGCUGCCCAACCCCUCGCUUCAGGUGACGGCAGACCACCAGCUAAAACAGGUUGAGGCACCAGUCCUGUCUCCCGGGCCCGGGGAGGUCCUCAUCCACGUCAAGGCUACUGGAAUCUGUGGGCAAGUGCAGGACGCCAAAAUGCGGUCGAGCACCCUGGUGGUCGAGGGCGACUGCAUCCUCGGCCACGAGGCCGCCGGCGUUGUUCUCAAGUGCGGCAAGGGCGUGGCGAACCUCAAGACGGGCGACCGGGUUGCCGUCGAGCCGGGCGUGCCGUGCAACAACUGCUUCCUCUGCCAAGAAGGCCGUUACAACCUGUGCGAAGACGUCCAGUUCGCGGGCGUAUACCCCUACCACGGAACGCUGCAGCGCUACAAGGUGCACCCGGCGCGGUGGCUACACAAGCUGCCCGACAGCAUCUCGUACGCCGAGGGCGCGCUGCUCGAGCCGCUCAGCGUCGUGCUGCACGGCAUCCGCACCGCGCGGCUCGAGCUGGGCCGCGGCGCCGUCGUGUGCGGCGCCGGCCCCAUCGGGCUCAUCGCGCUGGCCGCGGCGCGGGCGUCGGGCGCGCACCCGCUGGUCGUCACCGACGUCGAGGCCUCGCGGCUCGAGUUCGCCCGGCAGCUGGUGCCAACCUGCGUUACGUACCUUGUCGACCCAAAGGCGGCGCCCGAGGAGACCGGGCGCGCCGUGAGGCGGCUGUUCGGCGCCGACGCGGACGAGUACGCGGCGCCGCCGGCGGUGCUCGAGUGCACCGGCGUCGAGAGCAGCGUCUGUGCGGCCGCGUUCACGGCGAGGAGGGGAGGCGUGGUGGUGGUGAUUGGGGUCGGGAAGGAGGUGAUGAACAACUUGCCGUUUAUGCACCUGUCGUUGGCCGAGAUCGACCUGCGGUUCAUCAACAGAUACCGCGAUACGUGGCCGGCGGGGAUUGCCUGCAUGGCAGGUGGCAUCCUAGAUCUCAAAAAGCUCGUCACGCACGUCUUUCCUCUCGAGAAGGCCAUGGAAGGCCUGGUUCUGUCUUCGGACCCUCGCAACGGAAGCAUAAAGGUCCAGAUCGUGGACGAGACUGACGUUUGCCACCUCUACGCCGACGCGCCCGGGGAGUCUUGAGAGGGUUUGUAGGCAUGGGGGCAAGUGGGCUGGGCGGCCUUGUUCAUCAAGUUGACCAUUGAAAAAAGAUAAGCCACGGAUUUAAAUCACUAAAACAACUAAUCUAUCAAGCUCC
This is a messenger RNA of Gaeumannomyces tritici R3-111a-1, 1348 nucleotides long. RefSeq names its product sorbitol dehydrogenase. The record is from RefSeq and is a predicted model, not a curated record. Lineage: Eukaryota; Fungi; Ascomycota; Sordariomycetes; Magnaporthales; Magnaporthaceae. The coding region runs from base 94 to 1233 and encodes 379 amino acids. Gene Ontology annotation, biological process: D-sorbitol catabolic process. Gene Ontology annotation, molecular function: L-iditol 2-dehydrogenase (NAD+) activity; zinc ion binding. The transcript is spliced from 3 exons.